AUGGGAGUAAACUCAAAUAGAGUAGAAGAUGAGAAUCAUUGUUUUGAAACAACUCUCAAUAUCAUCCCAAAUCACAACAACAAUAUUAAUAAUACAACAGCACAAACAAUGGUGGUGCAAUUACCAAACCACCCUUCAUCUCCAACACAAUUACACCGUGUUUGUUUGCCACCAAAAAGAAGCACUCUCCAAAAACUAAAACACAGGGUUUCUGAUAUAUUCUUCCCUGAUAAUCCAUUCCAUAAAUUCAACAACCAAACAUGGCUUAAGAAAUUUAUUCUUACUCUUGAGUUUUUAUUCCCUGUUUUUCAAUGGGGUCCCACUUAUAGUCUUAAGCUUUUUAGGGCUGAUCUUAUUUCUGGCCUCACCAUUGCUAGCCUUGCCAUCCCUCAGGGAAUCAGCUAUGCAAAGCUAGCCAACCUACCACCAAUCAUUGGCCUAUAUUCAAGCUUUGUGCCGCCAUUGAUAUACUCAAUACUAGGGAGUUCAAAGCAUUUAGCAGUGGGCCCAGUUUCAAUAGCUUCAUUAGUAAUGGGAACAAUGCUAAGUGAAGUUGUUUCUCCAACUCAAGAACCAAUUCUUUACCUUAAGCUUGCUUUUACUUCUACCUUUUUUGCUGGUGUUUUUCAAGCUGCUCUUGGUUUUCUCAGGUUGGGAUUUGUGAUAGAUUUUCUGUCAAAAGCAACCCUAAUAGGAUUUAUGGCUGGGGCAGCAGUCAUAGUGUCAUUGCAACAGCUCAAGGGUUUACUUGGGAUGGUCCACUUUACUAACCAAAUGCAGAUCAUUCCUGUUUUGUCCUCUGUUUUGAAGUACAAAGACGAGUGGGCUUGGCCAACAAUUUUAAUGGGCUUAUGCUUCCUUUUCUUUCUUCUUUCAGCAAGACAUAUUAGUGCCAAAAGGCCUAAGUUGUUCUGGUUAUCAGCAGCUGCACCAUUAACAUCAGUUAUCGUCUCUACAAUCAUGGUGUUCGCUAUUAAGCCAAAUCCUCAACGUAUCCCAAUUAUUGGUCACUUGCCUAAGGGUCUCAACCCACCUUCAGCAAACAUGCUCUAUUUCAGUGGCUCUUAUCUCGUUCUUGCCAUCAAAACCGGCCUUGUUAGCGGCAUUCUUGCUCUCACUGAAGGAAUAGCUGUUGGAAGAACAUUUGCAGCCCUUAACAACUACCAAGUUGAUGGUAACAAAGAAAUGAUGGCGAUUGGUCUCAUGAAUAUGGCGGGUUCUUGCUCUUCUUGCUAUGUCACAACAGGAUCAUUUUCAAGGUCUGCAGUGAACUAUAAUGCAGGAGCUAAAACCGCGAUCUCAAACAUAGUCAUGGCAUCAGCAGUCCUCAUUACUCUUCUGUUCCUCAUGCCUCUGUUCCAUUACACGCCGACUGUUAUCUUAGCUGCUAUCAUCAUCACAGCAGUCAUUGGUUUGAUCGAUUACCAAGCUGCUAUUCAUUUGUGGAAGGUUGAUAAACUUGAUUUCUUGGCUUGUGUAUGCUCCUUCUUCGGCGUCCUCUUUGUUUCAGUUCCUCUAGGACUUGCUAUUGCUGUAGGAAUUUCGGUGUUCAAAAUUUUGCUUCAUGUCACUAGGCCAAACACAAAUGUUCUAGGAAACAUUCCCGGAACUCAAACUUACCAAAGCCUAGGAAGAUAUAGAGAAGCAAUGAGGAUCCCUUCGUUCCUCAUCCUCGCUAUUGAGUCUCCUAUCUACUUUGCAAACUCGACCUAUCUUCAGGAGAGAAUACUAGGAUGGGUUCGAGAGGAGGAAGAGCGAAUCAAAGCUAACAAUGACAGCGUGAUGAAAUGCGUAAUCUUAGACAUGAGUGCCGUGACAGCUAUAGAUACAAGUGGGAUUGAACUGCUAGGCGAGCUCAGGAAGAUGCUCGAUAGAAUGUCACUGCAACUAGUACUAGCAAAUCCAGCAGGAAAUGUCAUGGAAAAACUGCACGUUUCAAAAGUCAUAGAAUCCUUUGGCACACAAGGGCUUUACUUGACAGUCGGAGAAGCGAUAGCUGAUAUUUCCUCAUCAUGGAAAGCUCAACCUUAACCAACCUCCAAGAGACAAUUCAAGUAGACAUAAAAUAUAAUUUGGAAUCAUUUUAGGUUAGAAUUAGUCUAGCAGAGUUGUAGCAGUACCAUAAAUGUAACUAAUGUGAACCAUCAAGUUCCAGCUCUUUCAAGGAGGAGAUUUUGAGGCCUUUUUUUUUUUUUUUUUUUUUUUUUUUUUUAAAGUAGGUCUUGGUCCUUUCGGAAAAAAAUAAUGGAAGAAAAGUUGCGCGAAAUAGCCAAAAUACCCUGUGAUUACCUAUUUAAUAAUAGUGAAAACUAGUGACGGUAGGCAAAUACCGUUAUUUUUAUGUU
Messenger RNA from Chenopodium quinoa (quinoa), 2345 nucleotides. Its product is annotated as probable sulfate transporter 3.4. The record is from RefSeq and is a predicted model, not a curated record. Lineage: Eukaryota; Viridiplantae; Streptophyta; Magnoliopsida; Caryophyllales; Amaranthaceae. Gene Ontology annotation, biological process: transmembrane transport. Gene Ontology annotation, cellular component: membrane. Gene Ontology annotation, molecular function: secondary active sulfate transmembrane transporter activity. The coding region runs from base 1 to 2031 and encodes 676 amino acids. The transcript has 12 exons.